AGCUGGAUGAAAACCAUUUGAGUCACAGAGUAAUGGGACAUGUACGAUGUCGACUAUUCUAUGGCGGAUGAUUUCAAAUGGGGAAAAGGAUUGGGUUGUGAUUUCGUGUUGAAGAGCUGUUAUGAAUACAUCAAGGACAGAAAAAGCAGAGGACAAGAUAUUGAGCCGUACUGUGAUAUUCCGAACGAACCGAAAUGCGCCGGUUAUGAAAACGGGAUCAGUGGCUGCCUUCUAUAUGAACACGACAAACAAUUAAACGAAAAGUUUCAGUAUAUGGAUAGUUUGUUCCCUUUUACUGCCAAACAAAAGGAGAAAUAUGGAGGCCAUAUGGCUUUUGACUACUGUCCAGUCCUUCUAAUUCAGCCAGGUGUAAAUGGUAGUUCACUCCUGUGCGAGCAGAAAGAUGAUUUGAAAACAGAUUCAAUAUCAAACAUGUUUAUGGAAUAUAGGGGUCCUAAUUCAGGUUGUUUUAAUGAUGAAACACAAACAUAUGUUAACAAAUCUGGAACUUACACUAUAAAGAAGAAAUCAUCUUGUCAUAAAUUCCAAUGUUCAAAAAAUAUUGGUGUUCAAGUGAUAUUUAACGAAAAGGCAUUUCAGUGUCCUGUUGGUGGUGGUCCACUACAUAUGGAGCAACAAUUGGGAAGUGGAAAUGCUUUCAUCGAUAUACAAUGUCCAAAGUGCACGUCAUUGUGUAAGGAAUAUUGUCCAAAGUGAAAGAAAACUGCGUGGAACAACAUUCUUCCAGUUGUUUUUGAGAGAGAAACCCAUUAAUGGAUUUGAUUAAUGAACACUGUUUGGAGGUAUCUGUAUUUUGAACACUAAAUGAUAGCCCACCUUAACUUGACAUAAACUCAGUAUGUGUAACUUAACCACGUUAAAACAUGUAUCGCUUGAUCAAUCUAUCAUAUUUUGGUGUUUAUUUUGAUGGUUCUUUUUAUGGUAAAUUCAAUGAGUGUUAAAUGUUAAAACAAUAAUUAGAGUAGAU
Schistosoma mattheei is the source of this 988-nucleotide messenger RNA. The record is from the annotation of a GenBank genome assembly. NCBI's taxonomy places the organism in Eukaryota, Metazoa, Platyhelminthes, Trematoda, Strigeidida, Schistosomatidae.